This is a messenger RNA of Onychostoma macrolepis, 1893 nucleotides long. RefSeq names its product pyridoxal phosphate binding protein (gene plpbp). Gene Ontology annotation, molecular function: pyridoxal phosphate binding. The transcript is spliced from 8 exons. The coding region runs from base 53 to 901 and encodes 282 amino acids. The record is from RefSeq and is a predicted model, not a curated record. NCBI's taxonomy places the organism in Eukaryota, Metazoa, Chordata, Actinopteri, Cypriniformes, Cyprinidae. Gene Ontology annotation, cellular component: intracellular anatomical structure.
CCGGAUUUGCCCGUGACGUCACGCGGCGAAUAUAUGCACGCGCACUGAGGCUAUGUGGAGAGUAGUGAUGUCGGAGGAGGUUGGGAAGAAAGUGCAGGCGGUGGUGGACCGGGUGAAUCAAGCGGUUUCCCGGCGCCCGAAGACGUUACCAUGUAUAGCCCCUCGUCUGGUUGCGGUUAGUAAGACUAAACCACCAGAGAUGGUGGUGGAGGCUUACAAACAUGGACAACGCAACUUUGGAGAGAAUUAUGUAAAUGAACUUGUUGAGAAAGCUUCCCAUCCCCUGGUUGUCUCAUCAUGUCCUGAAAUAAAAUGGCAUUUCAUCGGCCAUCUGCAAAAGAAUAAUGUCAACAAACUCCUGGGUGUCCCAAAGCUGUAUAUGGUAGAGACGAUCGACUCUGUGAAACUGGCUGAAAAAGUCAACAGCUCGUGGCAAAAAAUGAGAGCUGCCAACACACAGCGGUUAAAGAUUAUGGUUCAGAUCAACACCAGCGGAGAGGGAAGUAAACAUGGCCUGCCUCCCGAUGAGACUGUAAACAUGGUAAAACACAUCGUGUCUCAGUGUCCUGCUCUUGACUUCGCGGGGCUCAUGACGAUUGGCCGUUAUGGUUACGACCUCAGCGAAGGCCCUAACCCCGAUUUCCAGAUGCUGUUGAAACGUCGUGAGGAAGUCUGUGAAAAUCUGAAGUUCCCAGUAGAGCAGGUUGAGCUCAGCAUGGGCAUGUCUACUGACUUUGAACAUGCUAUUGAGGUUGGCUCUACAAACAUACGUGUCGGCAGCACUAUUUUUGGCACCCGAGAAUACCCCAACACUCCGAGCCCCAGUCCGGAGAGAAAGCCAAGGGUCGUCUGUGAGGAAGCAGCCAGAAAAAUGGACCGGCUCACAGUCACAGAGCAAUGAAUGAUGGGGGAAAAAAGGUUACUGAACUAAAUGUGGGACCUCUUGGGCUUCUUCCCAAUGACUGGGCUCACCAUUCACCAGUCAAGGGCCUUUAAUAUGUCUUAACUAAUGCUGCUGACCUGGUCUUCUGUGGCAAACGAACUAGAAUGAAGUGUGAUUUAAUAACCCAAAUACUAAAUUUACUUCCUGAAGGUGUUUUUAUUGUCGAACGCUCUCCAGAAGUGUCCUCCAGCCCUCUGUAAAUUCCUUAAGCUUGGUUUUGCGAUUAUUUUUAACAGAUACAGGGUCAGCACAUGCUCAGUUUCGUUGUGCCAAUCGUAGAUGUGAGGUAUAAUUUGUCUUUUCCGUUAGAUUAGAUGUUAGUGACCCAUUUUAACAUCUAAUUAAAACAAUAGGGUGUAUAAUUUUUGUUCCUAGAAGUGUGUAGGUAUAUUUUAUAGUGUGUUCGUGUAUUGUUUUGUUCAAAAUCAUAAAUGUAAAUGAUAUAAAUAGCACAUUUAUAGUAUUGCUUCAGUAUCCACUUGUUGCUGUGUCAGUGAGAUGUCGGGACUGGUGUGUGUGUGUGGGGGGGGUGUUGUCAUGUAAUUCAUGUAGUAUUUCAUAUCACCCGAAACACUGGUGUUGAACACUGAUCAACAGUCACAUUGGGUUCAGUACAGAACAUUGAAAUGAAGAUGCAAAGAAAUUAGUGCAGAGACGAACAGUUUUAUGGUGUUUUGGAAAAGCUGAGGGUCUGAGGCCUUUUACUAUGCAAGAGAGAGAUUAUCCUGAUACUUAGAAGCUCGUUUAGAGGUAAUCACUUCAUAUUUUUGUUAAUUAAUACAGUAUUGUGUCAGACUAAUGGGUUUACUGUUUGUGGUUGGUUGAGAAAAGCCAAAACAGAAUUUUUUUUUUUUUUUUUCAAUCCGUGUGUAAAAUAACAUCUUGUAUCUUUACAGUAGAUAGUUGCACAUAAAUAUUUAAUUGAUUUAGGUGAGUUGAGCAAUAAAACA